UUCUCAGAUUGGGCUGAACCAUAGUAAACGCGGGGAGGUCGGAGCAACCAGUGAGGUUUCAGCGGGGGGUUGGGGUUCAAUGGUAGCAAUGGGAGGUUGGGGAAGGGUAAAUUGGCUGAAGUGACGUCACCUGGCGUUUAAACGACUCAAUUUGGGGUUAAAACCGGGAUUUUUGGCGUUUUCUCCGUUUCCACCUCCCCUUCAUAGCAAAAUCGCGCGGUCGGGAGAGGCGGGUUUUGAUUGAUAGCGCCUCCAACCAAUGGGGAGCGUUGAGAACCCGGAAGCGCGCUGGGAACUACAAGCGCCGCCAUUUUCAUUGCGGGCAAAAGGCGUGCGCAGCGCCGUGAUUGGCGGAGAGGCCGGAAGCGCUUCGGCCGCCAUCUUGUGUUUUGGCACCGCGGGCGCAGCGGGCGGCCCCGCGCUUCCGCUUCCGCUUGGCGGCUCCGAAGGCGCCGCAGCCGCCACGAUGCUCAUCAAAGUCAAGACGCUGACGGGGAAGGAGAUCGAGAUCGACAUCGAGCCCACGGACAAGGUGGAGCGGAUCAAGGAGCGAGUGGAAGAGAAGGAGGGGAUUCCCCCCCAGCAGCAGCGGCUGAUCUACAGCGGGAAGCAGAUGAACGAUGAGAAGACUGCGGCCGACUACAAAAUCCAGGGCGGCUCCGUCCUCCAUCUUGUGCUGGCGCUGCGGGGAGGCGUGGCCAGGCCCUGAGUGGGCGUGGCCGACGUCAGGCCACGCCCCCUAGGUCACACCCAUUCCCCAUUCCCCCUCAUGAAUCCCUUGUUAUUUAAUAAAGGUUCCUCGAUGACGUCAUA
Molecule: messenger RNA, 813 nt
Organism: Cinclus cinclus
Lineage: Eukaryota; Metazoa; Chordata; Aves; Passeriformes; Cinclidae
Gene: NEDD8
Product: NEDD8 ubiquitin like modifier
Exons: 4
Coding region: 260-709 (149 amino acids)
Biological process (GO): regulation of proteolysis; modification-dependent protein catabolic process; protein neddylation
Cellular component (GO): nucleus; cytoplasm
Molecular function (GO): protein tag activity; ubiquitin protein ligase binding
Source: RefSeq, a predicted model, not a curated record